GGCCACAGCCACGGCACCGGGCCCGGCGCUCCGCCAAGGCAGCCCCGGCAGCCGACCCCGCACAGCCCGCGGGGGAAGCAGCCGACACGGCGAGCCCGUGUUCAUCACAUGAAGCUGCUGAGGGACAGCCUGCAAAGAGGAUGAAAUGUGAAGAAAGCAGUCUAAAAUCAGAGCUAGAGGGACUCACAUGUGAACGUGGAAACCUUGCUGCACUGGGAGAAACACCUAAAACAUUUGAUGGGGAUGGAGGUUCAGGAGAUCCAGGAGACAGCAGUAUAACCCAACAGGAGAAAGAUGAAAGCAUUCCAGAGACUGAUGAAGGGAAGCAGGGAAAGGAGUGUGGUGUUUCUCUGGAGCCCCACGCAGUGAAAUCCAGCGGUACCCCAUUAAAAAUGGGUGGAUAUCUGCACCGCUAUCACACAUUCAGUGAAGAGGAGAGCAGCUGUGGCAGCUUUGACGGGGCCACCUCGGAGGACACGGAUCAGCCACGGAGGACGAUGCUCCUGGAACACAGCAGCUGCUUCUCGGAUGAGGACAGCAACCAGCCCAUGCCAGUGCACCGCUUCUUUGGGGAUGUGGAACUGCAUCUCCCGACAGUUGUGCUCCCGAGCGUGACAAGGAGCAGGAGAGAAGCCAGGAAGCUCCAUUUCAUUGCCAAAGAAGAUGAUGAUGAUGAGGAGGAGGAUGUUGUCUAACCACAAACUGUAAACAAAUUAAACCCUUCUUCUUUUUCUUUGUGACCACAUGGCAAUGGUUGUGUCCAUAACAUGAAGUGUCUGCUUGCCUUUUCUCAGGGAGAGAACUGGGAGAGUUUGUCUUGCAGGAAUUGGCAGACACAGUAUUCCAGUGAUUAUCUGGGGCAAAUACUGAAUUUUCAGUGAUUUGGAAAUAAAGUAUAAUUUAACACUUUACCACUGAUAUUUAGGAAAAAACCCCAAGGAAAAUAAAAGUUGGUAUUGCUUUUUUGUAAAUCUGAGCCUCUAUCUUGAGGAAGUAUUUGCUUUUACUCCUUUUUUUUUCCAAAAUAGUCCAAGAAAAAAUGCUGGAGCAAGUUGUUUUUUUUUCUUUUAAUUCUGCAAUGUCCAUGGCAUCCAGAUACUAAGGAGCCAACUGACUCCCUGAUACAAAGAAGAUCAAGGGUCUCCCUUGUGUGGCUUGUUUACACCCAACCCAGAAUCAAUUAAACCUCUAAAAUGCAGUGGUACUGGCAAAUUGAAAUGCAGGAUGUCAGAGUGGGUUCAGUGUGCUCAUCUCUGGGAGUUCAGCAUGUUUGCAUUGCACGUCAGCUCCCCAAACACCCACCCUGUGGUGCUGCCUCCUCCCUCCACCUGCUGCUCCAAGUGUUUUCCUUCAACUGAUUUCCAGCAGGGAUUUUGGAAACAAAUGCUUUGGUGGUGGGUAAUACACAAGGAAUAAUGUCCCUUGGACAGAGGAAGAUUGCUAAGGCUGUGGGGCAGCCCCCUCUGCAUGUUUU
Molecule: messenger RNA, 1474 nt
Organism: Catharus ustulatus (Swainson's thrush)
Lineage: Eukaryota; Metazoa; Chordata; Aves; Passeriformes; Turdidae
Gene: C24H1orf174
Product: chromosome 24 C1orf174 homolog
Exons: 3
Coding region: 141-695 (184 amino acids)
Source: RefSeq, a predicted model, not a curated record